AUGUCGAACCAAUGGACCGUUGACCCAGACACGCGUAGGAAGUUGCUAGCUUUGCAGAAGCAGCCAACAAACAAGAAAUGCUUUGAUUGCCAGGCACCGAACCCACAGUGGGCGUCGCCUAAGUUUGGAAUCUUCAUCUGUCUCGAGUGCGCCGGGAUCCACCGUGGGUUGGGGGUGCACAUCUCGUUUGUGAGAUCGAUCACGAUGGACCAGUUCAAGCCGGAGGAGUUGAAGCGCAUGGAGCUGGGCGGGAACGAGAACUGCGGCAGCUACUUCAGCUCGCACGACGUGGACAUGAAGCUGCCUGCGAAGGAGAAGUACAACAACUACGUGGCCGAGGACUACAAGGCGAAGUUGGCGGCAGAGGUGAAUGGCGAGGAGUGGACCGAGCCAGACCACACGGGAGAACCCAACAGUAACAGCAGCUCCAUUGCCAACGACUCCGCCAGCUCGAGAGGCCCGCAGAAGGCCGAGAACGAACACUACUUUGCAAAGCUGGGAAGCCUCAACGACACCAGGCCUACCGAUCUCCCCCCUUCCAAGGGCGGCAGGUACCAGGGCUUUGGCAGCACGCCUGCCCCAGACUCGGGCUCCGGCGCCGGCAACGCUGCGGCCGGCUCUCUGGCCGGCUUCACGCUCGAGGCGUUCCAGAGCGACCCUGUCGGCACGUUCAGCAAGGGGUGGGGUCUGUUUUCCUCCACCGUGGCGAAGUCCGUGAAAGAGGUGAACGAGUCGGUGAUCCAGCCCAGCGUCAAGCAGUUGGGCGAGCAGGACUACACGAUCCAGGCCAAGAGGGCUGUGGAGCAGUUCGGCCAGAGGGUGUCGGAAACCGGCUCGGUGCUACAGGGCCAGUUUGCCGAGCAGCAGCACCAGAACAGCAAGUUCGGACAGCUAUUCGACGGUUUGGGUGACGCGUCGAUCCAAGACGAGGCUGAGGUACAGCCGGCGUUUGGGUUGAAGAAGCCCGAACAGAAAACCACCUUGCCUGGUCUCGGCGGCAACGUCAGGGCCAGCAAGGACGACGACGACAAGUGGGAGAGCUUCUGA
Messenger RNA from Pichia membranifaciens NRRL Y-2026, 1047 nucleotides. RefSeq lists its product as hypothetical. The coding region runs from base 1 to 1047 and encodes 348 amino acids. Gene Ontology annotation, cellular component: Golgi membrane. The transcript has 2 exons. Gene Ontology annotation, molecular function: GTPase activator activity. Lineage: Eukaryota; Fungi; Ascomycota; Pichiomycetes; Pichiales; Pichiaceae. Gene Ontology annotation, biological process: regulation of ARF protein signal transduction; regulation of endocytosis. The record is from RefSeq and is a predicted model, not a curated record.